Messenger RNA from Fomitopsis serialis, 1683 nucleotides. Its product is annotated as peptidase C1B bleomycin hydrolase. The record is from RefSeq and is a predicted model, not a curated record. Lineage: Eukaryota; Fungi; Basidiomycota; Agaricomycetes; Polyporales; Fomitopsidaceae. The transcript has 9 exons. Gene Ontology annotation, biological process: L-homocysteine catabolic process; response to toxic substance; proteolysis. Gene Ontology annotation, molecular function: cysteine-type aminopeptidase activity. Gene Ontology annotation, cellular component: cytoplasm. Bases 1 to 1470 code for a protein of 489 amino acids.
AUGGGAGAACCGGCUCUAUCUGGCAGCCUCCCCCGCCGCCCCCCCCCCGCCGCCGCCGAAGCGCACGACGAGAAGCGUGCGACGGUGGACCACGUCGCCGCCUCGCUCUCCUCCCUCCAUCUCCGUGCCGCGACCUCCCAGGACGGCUCCCUGUCGCUUGCGAACCUCGACUCCUGGGAACAACAGGUCGCUUCCCAGCCCAAGCUCCAGCUGACCCGCACCGUCCUGCACAACUCGGAGAUCCAGAGUGCUCUGCUCAGCCGGUCGGCGAAGGUCGCUGAUGCCCACAUCUUCAACACCCAGCUCGACUUCAAGACCGGCCCCGUCACUAACCAGAAGUCGUCGGGCCGGUGCUGGCUGUUCGCGACCACGAAUGUCCUGCGCUACAACGUCAUGAAGAAGCUGAACCUGGACGACUUCCAGCUGUCGCAGUCCUACCUGUUCUUCUAUGACAAGCUGAACAAGUGCAACUACUUCCUGGAGCUGUCGAUCCAGCAUGCGGACCUUCCAGUCGACGAUCGAAUCGUCUUCCACACAUCGCAGGAUCUCAUCAGCGACGGUGGUCAGUGGGACAUGGUCGUCAACGUUCUCGAGAACUACGGUGUCGUACCACAAGCCGUCUUCCCCGAGUCCCAGCACUCCUCCGCCUCAAGCCCGCUCAACACCCUGCUGAAGACGAAGCUCCGCGAGCACUCCCUCAUCCUGCGCACACUCCACGCGUCGCUGCGCGCGGACUCCUCGCUCUCCGACGCCGCGAUCAUGACCACACUCCGCGCAAAGAAGGAGGAGCUCAUGAAGGAGGUGUACACGAUCAUGACCGCGACGCUGGGCGUCCCGCCGCGCGCGAACGACAAGUUCGUGUGGGACUACUACGACAAGGACGGCAAGGCGGGGCACUGGGAGGGCACGCCGAGCGAGUUCUAUAAGACGUUCGCGUACGACAAGUAUGCGCCGUCGGACUCGUUCUCGCUGAUCAACGACCCGCGUAACGAAUUCGGCAAGCUCUACUCCGUCGACAAGCUGGGCAACGUCUGGGGCGGGCGUGAGGUGCUCUAUGUCAAGGCCGGGCAGCCCGUCUUCUUCGGCUGCGACGUGGGCAAGUUCCUCGAGCGCCAGGACGGCAUCAUGGACCUCAACCUCUUCGAGUACGAGAACGCGUUCGACAUCAAGCUCGGGAUGAGCAAGGCGGACCGGCUGCGCACGGGCGAGUCCGCGAUGACGCACGCGAUGGUCAUCUCCGGCGUGCACCUCGACGCCGCGGGCAAGCCGCUCCGGUACAAGAUCGAGAACUCGUGGGGCGACGCCAGCGGCGACAAGGGGUACUACCUCAUGACCGACGAGUGGUUCGAGCAGUUCGUGUACCAGGUCGUGGUCCCGAAGGCGCUCGCGCCGAAGGAGCUCGUGAAGGUGUAUGAGAGCGGCGAGAGGACGCUUCUGCCUCUCUGGGACCCGAUGGGCGCACUGGCAUAGACCGGCGUUGGGAAUGCGUUUUUGCAUCGUCAGCGGCUAUCCGUUAUACGUUGUGUGUAGUGCUGUAUAUGUUGUAUAUGGUAUUGGGCUGGGAAACUUUGUACACUGAAGGCAGUUGUUGUCCUGUCCUGAGGUUGGACAUCACACGAAGAACUGAGACAGGCAGUUGACAGCUGGAACUGGUAGUCACAAGAUGAGUAUGAGACUUCCUGA